This is a messenger RNA of Aethina tumida (small hive beetle), 2931 nucleotides long. It is a transcript of the gene LBR, whose product is annotated as delta(14)-sterol reductase TM7SF2. Gene Ontology annotation, molecular function: oxidoreductase activity, acting on the CH-CH group of donors, NAD or NADP as acceptor. Gene Ontology annotation, biological process: sterol biosynthetic process. The transcript has 6 exons. NCBI's taxonomy places the organism in Eukaryota, Metazoa, Arthropoda, Insecta, Coleoptera, Nitidulidae. Gene Ontology annotation, cellular component: nuclear inner membrane; endoplasmic reticulum membrane. Bases 95 to 2095 code for a protein of 666 amino acids. The record is from RefSeq and is a predicted model, not a curated record.
AAGCGUCACUCUGAUCGACGGCGUCGCUUGUAGAAGUGUGCGAGUGAGUGAAAAUACGUCUAAAAAACUUUGUUGAUACAUAUAAAUAAACGAGAUGUUAACCAAGAAAAGAACGACGUCGAAAGCCGCCAGUGAAACGGUUGACGACACAGAAAACAAAUCAGCACCAGCAAAAAGAGGUAGAAGUCCGGCAAGAAAAAGUCCGGCGAGAACAAAGCCACCGGCGGAAACACAGAGCUCGCCGCCGAAAAACACGAAAGAAAAUAGUGGAGAUCGAACUAAAAGUCCCAGUAGACGUGGUAGACCUCGAAGCCCAGGCAGACCAAGAAGUCCAGCCAGAGCCACAAAACCAUCAAGUCCAGGCAGGAGUCCUGGGCGUCCUAAAACUAAAAGUGGUUCUGGUGAUGAAAGCCCUGCUAGACAGUUGACCAUUCAAGUGCAAAAUGAUGUGGAAAUUGAAAAGAAAGUUGGCAUGACAACCCGCCCAAAAAGGCAGUUGAUUAUCGUAGAUAGUGAGGAUGAUUCUGAUGCGCCUGAACCAAUAAAAGAGAAACCAAAGGCUGCAGUUAGAGGAAGAACGAGGGCGGACUUGGAAGCUGAGCCAAUUGAAAAAUUUGAAUCCGUGAGGGAGAGUUCAGUAACAAAAGAAUUGGUAAACUCGAUCAGCAGUACUAUAACCCGAGUCACGAGGUCACAAAAUCGUGAAGUAGAACGUAUUGUCCACUUGAAACAAUUCGAUGGCGUGUCAAAGAGGUUGGGUGAAUUCUCUGACGAAGAUGAAGUUACCGAAAUUCAGAGAAAGUCGGAUCUACGUGAGAUCGGCGAAGCCAAAAAGUUUUCCGAAUACUUCGGUAGUUUCGGUAGCUCUCUCCUUAUCUUGCUUAUUCCCUUACUUACCAUAACCUUUUACGUAUCCUGCAGUGUAUCUGAAUGUACGUUUAAUAAACUACCGAAUCUGGAUAAGUACAAAUAUUUGAAGACGUGGUUUGAUUUAAAAACUGCUUUGAUUUAUUUGUGUUAUCUGAACGUUCUUGCCUUUUUGACCGCGCUGCCCUUUGGUGGUAGGCGAGUCAGUGGGUUGCCAAACAAACAUGGUAAACUGGAAUAUAUUACUAACGGACUUUUCUCGUUCACUGUAAUCUUUUCAAUCGUGAUUGGUCUUCAAGUAAAAGGCUUUUCUCCCUUCAAUUAUUUGACGGAACAUUUGUAUCAUUUCAUGAUUAUGGCAAUUCUGUCUGGCAUUUUGUUUAGUGUGGUAGCGUAUGUGAGAAGUUUUUACGUUGGAAUAUCAGCCCUAAACGUUAACUGUGCUGGCAGAAGUCGCGUAUACGGGUUUUUUGUUGGACAAGAGGUCAAUCCAAGGAUUUUCCAAGUCAUUGAUUUGAAAGUCUUUGUAUCCAGACUGUCCAUCAUUACAGCGUUAUUGAUUAACACGACAUAUCUGGCGAAAAGCUUGGGGUUGUUGAACAAAGUCGAUAUUUUGGAUAUCAAGAACUUGCACUACAAUCCCACCGUUUUGGUUUACUAUGCGCUUACCACUUUGUACCUUCUGGAUUCCUUGAUUUCCGAAGAAAAAUGGAUCAGUUCAAGGAAAUUCCACUACGACGGUUUCGGUUACGCCACAGCCACAGGCGGUUUUGUCUAUUCGUUUUGGAUGGCCGCAAUCACAAGACAUGUCGUCGACGGUCGAGUUCGACUGCCGAUUUGGCUGCUGGCUAUCAAUUUGCUGGUGUUUGCGAUCGGUUACGUAUUGUACAGGGUAUCGAAUAACCAAAAGCACGCGUUCAAGAAGAAUCCGUAUUGCCCUUCAGUAGCACAUUAUGAGGGAAUCCCGACUGCUGUGGGAAAUAAGAUAUUGACAUCGGGAUUUUGGGGACAUGUACGUCACCCUAAUUAUUUGGGCGACAUUUUAAUAAAUAUGACGUUCGGUUCAUUUGUCUACUGCACGCCUCUCGUGCUCUCUACAGUCUGUAUUAUCUUGGGUCUCAUUUACAGAUCGACAAGAGAUAACGCUCGCUGUAAGCUAAAAUACGGUGCGGCGUGGGACCGGUAUUGCAGUAAAGUUAAAUAUGUACUUUUUCCUAAGGUUUAUUAAUUAUUCGGUCGAUGACGACGAAAGAUGAUUAGUUACAAUUCUUAUAGAAUAUAUAUUAUUUUAUCUUAUAGAGCAUUCAAGUACAAUUAUUCAUCUUUCAAUGUUCCUCUAUUUGUUGUACAAAUGAAUUUUCGAGGAGUAUAUUUAUAUUUAACUAAUUUCAAAAUUAACUUUUAUAUUAGAAAUGUAUAGAGGGUUAUUUGGACAAAAUUUGAUAUUCCUUUUAAUCAUAUAUCUAAUACUAAUACUGUCAUUAGUAUUGUUAUUAAGAAGUCCUACGUUUUUACAUUUUGAUUUUGUAUAUGUAUUUUUAAUUAUAGUGCAUAUUAUAGGGUUAUCGUAACUGCUCAAAUAUUGUAUAUUUACAAUAGUCUUCCGCAAUUUAAAGUUUUGGUGACUUUAUAUAUUACUUGGUGUUAUUAAUUAUCUAAUAACUGCUUAUUUUUCAAGUAAUUUAUUGAUAUUUUUAAAAUACCAUGACGUCGCUUUGAAUUGUGUGAAAUUAAAUAGCCAUAUCUUAAUAAUUUAUUAAAUUUAUUAUAUUAGGUUGUAAUAUAAUUAAGCCUCUCCAAAAUUUUAUUAAUUAUGUUUGUGUAAUUUCUAAUCCGAACAAAUUUACCAAAUAAACUGUACAUAUUUUGUACAUUUGAUCUCGUAGAUUGUGCAAUGUACAGUAUUUGUUCUAGACAUUACAUUAAUUAAUUAUUAUAAUGUAUAUCAAAAAUUAUAACUUCUAGGUUAUUUGUAAAUAUACUGCAACACAUUACUUUGGUGUUACAAAUUAUGUAACUGUACAAAAAUAUAUAAUAGAUUUUGAAUAUAUUUUUAAAAAAAUA